AUGGCUGAAAAUGUAGAUCAAGUUUCUCCCUUGGCUGAACCAAAAGACUUGUUAAAUGAUACGAUCAAAAGACAAGGCGACAUUGAUUUGGAUGAAGAAAUAUCAGCGAGAAUGACUGCCUCUUAUAGUGAAAUAUCUUUUCACUCUGACCAAGGACAACCAGAGGAACAGGAAAGAGUUGCAGGCCCAUCUAGACCUUAUGACUUGCCAUCAGAAAAUAGGAAACAAGAAAAGCUACCUUUGGACAUAGAUGGACACGUCAGAUAUGAAGGAGAUAUGACACAUUAUGUUGCUGAUGAUUUAGAAUUUAAAAUAAAACUUUCAAGUCCUAUAGCGAAAAGAGGUGAAACCCCGGUGUUUGGGAGUUCCAGUGCAUCUCGUUCUAGUACACCUUCCGGAAAAUUGUAUAAACAAAUAUUAGCUCCUCAGAUUGGUCAAAUAGACAUAACAGUAUUACAUGACCUGGAGUAUGAAGCACAGAGAAUUGCACAAUCUGUAGACAAUUUAAUUGAAAACCUGUCUAGUAUACUGCACUCUAAUUCUUCAUUGACUGCAGAAAACAUGGAGGUUUAUAAAGAUGCUGUUGGUAAAACUUGUGAUGCAAUGGAUAAUAAUAUAAAAAGCAUGUACACCAUUCUAGCUAAAGGUGAGGAGGUGUCACAAGCUAUGAUUCCCGUACAGGCGCAGGCAGCCAGAAUAGCAGAAAUAAAGAGACUUCUACAACUGUUUGAGGAUAAGUUCUAG
Molecule: messenger RNA, 744 nt
Organism: Spodoptera littoralis (African cotton leafworm)
Lineage: Eukaryota; Metazoa; Arthropoda; Insecta; Lepidoptera; Noctuidae
Source: the annotation of a GenBank genome assembly